Molecule: messenger RNA, 1449 nt
Organism: Lepisosteus oculatus (spotted gar)
Lineage: Eukaryota; Metazoa; Chordata; Actinopteri; Semionotiformes; Lepisosteidae
Gene: eif2s2
Product: eukaryotic translation initiation factor 2, subunit 2 beta
Biological process (GO): translational initiation; formation of cytoplasmic translation initiation complex; formation of translation preinitiation complex
Cellular component (GO): eukaryotic translation initiation factor 2 complex
Molecular function (GO): translation initiation factor activity; mRNA binding; translation initiation factor binding
Source: RefSeq, a predicted model, not a curated record
GGGCAGCGGCGCCUGCGCGGGUUUCGAGAGCUGACGCAAGCAGCCCGAGGCGCUGAGCGAGAAGAAAAGAGCGAGGACGGAGCAGCGCGAGCGAGGAAAUUCGGACAGGGGACGACAGGACGCGAACAUGUCUGGCGACGAGAUGAUCUUUGACCCCACCAUGACCAAGAAGAAGAAGAAGAAGAAGAAGCCCUUCAUGCUGGAGGAGGAAGGGGGCGACGCCCCCAGCGAGGACACCCAGCAGCCCGAGGCCAACGUGGCCGAGCCGGAGGGGGGCGAGGACAAGGACCUGGAGUUGGACGAGGACGAGGGCAGGAGGAAGGAGGUGUCAGAUGAUCUCGAUGACCUGAACUUCUUUAACCAGAAGAAAAAGAAAAAGAAGGUUAAAAAGACGUUUGAUAAUGACCUUGAGGAAGGGAUAAAGGAGUUGAAGAUUGAGGGGGAGACAGAGGCCAUAGAGGAUGAUGACCUGGAUCUGAUGCUGCCGACCAAGAAGAAGAAACCCGUCAAGAAGGUGGAGUUCCAGGACGAGAGCGAGCUGCAAGACCGCGACGACGGUAGGUCUGACUCACCCGAGGACGAGGACGGAAAGAAUAACGACGGGAUCACGUUCAGCGCGCAGACGGGGCCGUCCUGGGCUGGGACGGAGCGGGACUACACUUACGAUGAGCUGCUGAACCGCGUCUUCAACAUCAUGCGCGUGAAGAACCCCGACAUGGUGGCGGGAGAGAAGAGGAAGUUUGUCAUGAAGCCGCCGCAGGUGGUCCGUGUGGGGACAAAGAAGACGUCUUUCGUCAACUUCACGGAUAUCUGCAAGCUAUUGCAUCGUCAGCCCAAACAUCUCUUAGCCUUUUUAUUGGCUGAGUUGGGAACGAGUGGUUCCAUAGAUGGCAACAACCAGCUUGUGAUCAAGGGAAGGUUCCAGCAGAAACAGAUCGAAAAUGUGUUGCGAAGAUACAUCAAGGAGUACGUGACGUGUCACACCUGCCGCUCCCCGGACACCAUCCUGCAGAAGGACACGCGCCUCUACUUCCUGCAGUGCGAGACCUGCCACUCCCGCUGCUCUGUGGCCAGCAUCAAGACCGGCUUCCAGGCCGUCACGGGCAAGAGGGCGCAGCUGCGCGCCAAGGCCAACUGACCCGGCCGCCCCCGGGGCAGGGGCGCCUGAUGGGACUCCUUCUCCAAACUGUGUGGGUGGGCCGGCGCCGGUGGGAGCCAAGCCUGGCCAGGACGGGCCCGGUGGUGAUACCCCCCCCCACUCCAGCGGUCCUCCGCCCGCCCCGCAUGCUACACCACCGCCUGUGGUCACCUGGUACCCCCACUCCCUGCAGGCUUCAGCAGACCUGGGUUUUUCCUCCCCUGAUUGUUUUUUUUUUUUAUUCUUUAAAUAAUCACAUUAUUAAAUCUCGUUACUUCAGUACUUUAUUAAAUCAAUGUGAAUUUACAGUU